This is a messenger RNA of Dothidotthia symphoricarpi CBS 119687, 3163 nucleotides long. Its product is annotated as P-loop containing nucleoside triphosphate hydrolase protein. Gene Ontology annotation, biological process: mRNA splicing, via spliceosome. The record is from RefSeq and is a predicted model, not a curated record. The transcript has 3 exons. Gene Ontology annotation, molecular function: GTP binding; translation elongation factor activity; GTPase activity. Gene Ontology annotation, cellular component: cytosol; U4/U6 x U5 tri-snRNP complex; U2-type catalytic step 2 spliceosome. Lineage: Eukaryota; Fungi; Ascomycota; Dothideomycetes; Pleosporales; Dothidotthiaceae. Bases 25 to 3018 code for a protein of 997 amino acids.
ACUACUUUUACGCGUACCGCUGCCAUGGACGACCUCUACGACGAAUUCGGAAACUUUAUCGGCGAAGCAGAGUCCGACGACGAUGUCCAGUCCAAUGCCGACGCGGCCGAUGCCUACGUGCUCGACGACGACGAGGAGGCCCCAGAGGAUGAUGACGCCAACGACCAGCAGCUGAUGCAAGUCGACGAGGGGCCGUCCAACGCCGUAGUCCUCCACGAAGACAAGCAGUACUACCCUUCCGCGUCCGAUGUGUACGGGCCCGAUGUCGAGGUGCUGGUGCAGGAGGAGGACACGCAGUCGCUGGCCCAGCCCAUCAUCGCGCCCGUCGUGCAGAAGAAGUUCAUUGCCCAGGAGACAGAUCUGCCGCCGGUGCACCACUCGCGGGAACUGUUGACGGAUCUGAUGAACUUCCCCGACCAGAUACGGAACAUCGCCAUUGCGGGUCACCUACACCACGGAAAGACAGCCUUUAUGGAUAUGCUGGUCAUGGAAACACACGACAUCCAGGAUCGCCUCGACCACAAGAAGGGACGAAAGCGGGAGGAGCAGCUGCGCUACACAGACGUACACGUGCUCGAGCGCGAACGAGGCCUGUCCAUCAAGGCCGCACCCAUGAGCUUGGUCCUGCAGAAUACGAAGCUCAAGUCGCAUCUUUUCAACAUUCUCGACACCCCCGGACACGUAAACUUCGCGGACGAAGUGGCAGCCUCGUUGCGUUUGGUCGAUGGCGUUGUUUUGGUUGUGGAUGUUGUUGAGGGCGUGCAGGUCAACACAGAGCAGAUUAUCAAGCACGCGGUGCUGGAGGACUUGCCCUUGACGCUUGUUAUCAACAAGAUGGACCGUUUGAUCCUGGAGCUGAAACUACCACCCAAGGACGCCUACUUCAAGAUCAAGCACGUAAUCGAGGAGGUCAACACUGUUAUCGAGAACACCAUUCCAGGUCGGGGCGAGAGCAGACGAGUAAGCCCUGAGAAAGGCAAUGUCGCAUUCGCCUGCACGAGCAUGCGCUGGUGCUUCACAAUCCAGUCCUUUGCCAAAAUGUACGCCGACUUCUACCCUGGACCCUCGAGACUCCCAGGAUUCGGUGUGCCGUUGAAGGGUCUGGACGUGGACAAGUUUGCCAUGCGGCUGUGGGGCGAUAUCUUCUACAACCCAGGCAGUCGCAAGUUCAGUCGCAAGGGGCAGGAGGAUGCUUCACAGCGGUCGUUUGUGCACUGGAUUCUGGAGCCCGUUUACAAGAUCUACUCUCACACGCUGAGUGAGAGCUCGGCCGACCUCAAGGACACUCUCGAGGCUUUGGGCAUACGACUGAAGCCUUCAGAAUACAAGACAGACGCGAAAGAGCUUAUGCGGCUGGUGUGCCAACAGUACUUUGGCCCAUCUCUAGGAUUCGUCGAUAUGAUCACACAACAUGUUCCAUCGCCUGCCGAAGGUGCGAAACGACUGCUCCAGCGACACUACACAGGACCCUUGGACUCGAAGACGGCCGAAGCUAUGGAGAAGUGCGACCAGGACGGACCAUUGGUCGUACACGUCACAAAGCUCUUCAACGCAACAGACGCGAAGUCAUUCACUGCGCUUGGGCGAGUCAUGAGCGGUAUCGCCAAGUCCCCACAAUCAGUCCGCGUGCUCGGCGAAGGCUACACGCUCGAAGACGAGGAAGACAUGGUCGUUGCGACCGUGACAGAUACAUGGAUAGCUCAGUCAAGAUACAACAUCCCUGUCAGCGGCGUUCCUGCAGGUAACUGGGUCUUACUGGGCGGCGUCGACAACUCGAUAGUCAAGACUGCGACAAUCGUUGCUUCCAAACUUCCUGACGAUGAGGAUGCCUAUAUUUUCCGACCCAUCCGCCACUUCUUCGAGUCUGUUUUCAAAGUGGCCGUGGAACCCAUCAACCCUUCUGAACUCCCCAAGAUGUUGGACGGCCUUCGCAAGAUCAACAAAUCAUACCCCCUCAUCACAACAAAAGUCGAAGAAUCAGGAGAGCACGUCGUACUCGGUACAGGCGAGUUGUACAUGGAUUGCGUGCUUCACGAUCUGCGACGGUUAUACGCCGACAUGGAGAUCAAGGUCUCAGAUCCUGUGACCAGGUUCUGUGAAACUGUUGUUGAAAUGUCCGCCAUUAAAUGCUAUGCCCUUACACCAAACAAGAAGAACAAGCUCACCAUGAUCGCCGAGCCACUGGACCCGGGUAUUGCAGAGGACAUCGAAGCUGGGAAAGUCAACAUCAAGGACCCUGUGCGCGUGGUCGGCAAGUUCUUCGAAGAGAACUACGGGUACGAUCUGCUUGCAUCGCGCAACAUCUGGGCUUUCGGACCAGACGACAUGGGUGCAAACAUCCUGCAAAACGACACACUUCCCUCCGAGGUCGACACAAAGACUCUCCGCACAGUCCGCGAUACCUUACGGCAAGGCUUCAGCUGGGCAACGCGCGAAGGUCCACUUUGCGAAGAACCCAUCCGAAACACCAAGUUCCGCAUCACGGACGUUGAGCUCGCACCCGAAGCCAUCUUCCGCGGAGGCGGCCAGAUCAUCCCCACCAGUCGACGGGCAUGCUACUCAAGUUUCCUGAUGGCGAGUCCGAGAUUGAUGGAACCGGUCUACGCCUGCAGCAUGACGGGUCCCGCAGACACCAAGAGCAGUCUCUACACAGUUCUUGCCCGAAGGCGAGGACACGUCCUGCAAGAUGGUCCGAUCGCCGGUACUCCGCUGUACAACGUGCGAGGUCUGAUUCCGGUCAUCGACUCCUUCGGUUUCGAGACCGAUCUCAGGAUCCACACCCAAGGCCAAGUCUCCCUCUCCCUCGUCUUCGACCGCUGGUCCAUCGUCCCCGGCGACCCGCUCGACAAGGACAUCUCAACCCGCCCCCUCGAACCCGCCACAGCGCAACAACUCGCCAGAGAUUUCGUGCUCAAGACGAGGCGGAGGAAGGGGCUUGCCGAAGACGUCACGAUCAGCAAGUUCCUCGAACCAGAGCUGUUCAGGAGCUUGAAGGAGAGCGGCGUGCUUGACGGAUAGAUAGUGUGGAGGACUUCUUGUCAGAGACUUUGUAUCAUAGGCAUUGGCGUCGUGAGGCGUGGAUUGGGUGGCUCUUAAAAGUAGCGCGGAGAUCUUGAUGAUUUGUGUGUAUGGAUGAAUGAGUGAGAGUUGAAAUAUACCCAUU